Messenger RNA from Gregarina niphandrodes, 2016 nucleotides. RefSeq lists its product as hypothetical. The transcript has a single exon. Gene Ontology annotation, cellular component: extracellular matrix. The coding region runs from base 1 to 2016 and encodes 671 amino acids. Gene Ontology annotation, biological process: cell adhesion; extracellular matrix organization. The record is from RefSeq and is a predicted model, not a curated record. NCBI's taxonomy places the organism in Eukaryota, Apicomplexa, Conoidasida, Eugregarinorida, Gregarinidae. Gene Ontology annotation, molecular function: cell adhesion molecule binding.
AUGGAGGGAGAGUCGGUGGGAAGCUCGACGGAGCCGUCUCUCACGACUAGUGCGGCAGUGAUUCGGGCUUUGAGUUCCUCUUCCACUGCUUGGGAGGAGACUACAUCGUCCAGCGUGGCGGAGACGACGGCUGCGUCACAGCCAUUGAGUUGGUUGAAGCACACUUUUGUGAAGGACAAGACACCUCUGCAGGCAUUGGUGGAGCAGGCGGACGUGCGGAUAAUCGGUGAUUCUGUGAGGACAAGCGAUAAGUAUGAGUCGCUUAAGAUGAUUGGAAUGACGCUCUUUAUUCCGGUGGAUUCGGCCUUCGAUCAGCUCCCCUUUGAGUUGAGCACGAUAACCCAGAAUGGCGUGGUUAAGGAGAAUCCCGAAGCCUACAACUGGACGGCCGUUGAGCCUUGCUUGGGCUGUCAGUCCAUGCGGCCUCAUUACAGCUUCAAGCCCACGUUGGGUGUCUCUGCAGCGCACGCUAAGAUUGCCAAGGAUCUCGAAGACUUAAUUCUGUACCAUGUGGUCCGGAGACAAGUACCUCCCGGCAUGAUCGAAAAGAAGAUGAAACUCAACAUGCGGUCAGAAAUGAAUGGCAGCACUCUUUCAAUUGAAUAUGCGAUGCCUGGUGCUGGUUCUGGAUCGCAAGCCGGACCAAGCUCAGCGGGCUAUAGCUCAAUCACGGGGCAACAGCACAAGCAACUUCCCGCAUCAAACGCGGUUCCCUCAGUCGUCAUUGGUAGCACUGGCGCUCGGGUUUUGGAGGUUGUCCAUUGCCGGAACGGCUUCAUCUAUAAGCUAGAUCGCCCCCUGACGCCGUCAUUCAAUGUAAAUGCUCCGACAUUGAUGGAGUACAUUAGCAAUCAUCCGGAAUACACAAGAUUGAAGUACCUGCUACUUCAUUCGCACCUUUUCGAUGGCUGGAUCGGAAGCGCUGGUCCUAUUACCGUGCUGUUGAUAAAAGAUGAUGGUUGGAAGAUCAACGGCAUUCCAGUACCGGAUUGUUUCUUCAAGGCUCUGGUGAGACCGGCAAAUCGAGACAUGCUUCUGAAAAUAUUAAAGUGGGUUACUGUACCGGGUAUUUGGAGGAGGGGAGAGAUUGAGAACAGUCAGUGGCUGCUCAAUACCGAGGCACCGGCACUGAUGGUAAACCAUGUUUAUCGUUUGGUCGAUAAUACCGGGAAAAAAGCGCUUUCUAAUGAUGGCGCACACGUGUUUGCGAAUGGUAAAUAUUUCGGUACUGUUCCCCCCCGAGAGCCGGAGAUCAUUAUUACAGGUGAAGACGGUAUAGGAAGUGAGGAUGGUCCGGAGGUAUUUCGUGGUAAUGGAGAUUUGUUGAUUUUGAUAGAAGGAAAGGAGGUGAUUGAAUGGAAUAUUCCCCUGCAUAAUGGGUAUGCCCAUGUGUUGAGUGAAUUACCCUUACGACCUGAUAUUGAUUUGACUCCGGUUCUGUGGGAUUGUUUGGAUUUCUUAUGCUCGGAAUGUCCUAUUGUAACCAAGUUUGCUCUAAAAUUCUUGGACAAUGGGGGCCUACUGCCAGAUGUGUCUAAUCCGAAAGCAUAUAUUGUUCCGAAUGGUAUCCGUCCUGACUGGGUGUGUAGUAACCAUAGAAAUUGGUUCCCUCCAGGUUGGGAGUUGCGGGAAUGGAAAAAAUACAUUGAUGCAGCUAAGAUGAACAAUUACAAACAAGCUCAGAAACUGGCGAAGGAAGGAUGGUUCAAAGCAGCGGCCAAACGUGAGAAGCUAUUAGACCAAUAUGAAGAAGCUAGACAACAUCUAAAGAGGAUCUGGGCACAUUAUCAUGACCCACAAUCAUACGUUAUGGGACGCAAGGAAGAUCCAACACAUCUCUUGGGUUGGCUCAAUAGUAAACGUGACCUAAGCAUGAAACCUGGAAUCUGCGAACCUCGAGACCGAAUGUACAAGCAUCGCCAUGGUUUCAGCCAUCAAUCUAAUAGUAUUAUAGUGGAUGAUGAGGAUAUAGGCUUCUCAUAUGACGACUGGAAGUACAUUACCCAAUGGAUCUAG